Glycine soja is the source of this 2051-nucleotide messenger RNA. RefSeq names its product probable aspartyl protease At4g16563. The transcript has a single exon. The record is from RefSeq and is a predicted model, not a curated record. Gene Ontology annotation, cellular component: plant-type cell wall. Gene Ontology annotation, biological process: proteolysis. Lineage: Eukaryota; Viridiplantae; Streptophyta; Magnoliopsida; Fabales; Fabaceae. The coding region runs from base 388 to 1800 and encodes 470 amino acids. Gene Ontology annotation, molecular function: aspartic-type endopeptidase activity.
UUUACCCAGUCCCAGCCGUCGCCAGCCAAUUAGUAACAGAGAAAGGUAAAGAAGCUAAAGCCACAGAACUGAUGAGCGAGUGAUGACAAACAAGGUUCUCAAUUCUCAUACUUUGCUUAAGCUACCAAAUCCCAAUUAUUGUUCCAAAACCACCUUCAUUUCAUUCCAAAUGAUUAUAAAGAAGUCUUCUUUUCUUGAAUGUUGAGUAAUCAAUUCAACAGACCCGACACCAUUAAUUUAUCCUAAGACAAUAACACCCUCCUCGUAUGCGCCCACCACCACCAACAACUAACUCUUGUUUAUAUUUAUAUAAAUAAAUCUCUCUGGUCUCGUUCUCCCAGAAUUAGAAUUCAAAAAAACUUGUCUUUUAAGUUUUAACUCUAAGCCAUGGCUCUUCCCCUGUUCCUCCUCUGCUUCAUGCUCUGCAUUUCACUCACACACCAAACGAUUAUGUUACCCCUAACACACUCAAUUUCGAAAACCCAUUUCAACAGUACCCACCAGCUUCUCAAAUCUACCUCCACUCGCUCAGCCUCACGCUUCCACCGCCAAACUCAUCAUAACUCCGUAGUCUCUCUCCCACUUUCUUCAGGAAGCGACUACACCCUUUCCUUCAACUUAGGCUCACACCCUUCUCAAUCCAUAACCCUUUACAUGGACACAGGCAGCGACCUCGUGUGGUUCCCAUGCGCUCCCUUCGAAUGCAUUCUCUGCGAAGGCAAAUUCAACGCCACGAAGCCUCUUAACAUCACGCGCUCCCACCGCGUCUCGUGCCAGUCCCCUGCAUGUUCCACAGCACACUCCUCCGUCUCCUCCCACGACCUCUGCGCAAUCGCACGUUGUCCUUUGGACAACAUUGAAACCUCCGAUUGCUCUUCUGCCACGUGUCCUCCCUUCUACUAUGCUUACGGCGACGGAAGCUUCAUCGCGCACCUCCACCGCGAUACACUCUCCAUGUCUCAGCUUUUUCUUAAGAACUUCACCUUCGGCUGCGCCCACACUGCGCUCGCCGAACCCACCGGCGUCGCAGGUUUCGGUCGGGGAUUACUGUCCCUCCCUGCGCAACUUGCGACCUUAUCUCCGAACCUCGGUAACCGUUUCUCUUAUUGCUUGGUCUCUCACUCUUUCGACAAAGAACGAGUUCGCAAACCGAGUCCACUCAUUCUCGGCCACUACGAUGAUUAUUCCAGCGAGCGUGUUGAGUUUGUUUACACCUCCAUGCUUCGGAAUCCGAAGCAUUCUUAUUUCUACUGCGUCGGACUCACCGGAAUCUCUGUAGGGAAGAGGACUAUUCUGGCCCCGGAAAUGCUACGGAGGGUGGACCGCAGAGGGGACGGAGGCGUGGUUGUUGACAGCGGAACCACUUUCACGAUGCUGCCGGCGAGUUUGUAUAACUCGGUUGUUGCUGAGUUCGACCGGCGAGUCGGGCGAGUUCACAAGCGCGCGAGUGAGGUGGAGGAAAAAACUGGCCUCGGGCCGUGUUAUUUUUUGGAGGGGUUGGUGGAGGUGCCCACGGUGACGUGGCAUUUUCUGGGGAAUAAUUCCAAUGUGAUGCUGCCUAGGAUGAAUUAUUUUUACGAGUUCUUGGACGGUGAGGAUGAGGCUAGGAGGAAGGUGGGCUGUCUGAUGCUAAUGAACGGUGGUGAUGACACUGAACUGAGCGGUGGGCCCGGGGCCAUACUUGGGAACUAUCAACAGCAAGGAUUUGAGGUCGUGUAUGACUUGGAAAACCAGCGCGUGGGUUUUGCUAAGAGGCAAUGCGCGUCGCUUUGGGAUAGUCUCAACCGUGACAAAAACUAGUGUUACUGUGUUCUGUUUACCACUGGAUCACUGCCCCCAUGCCAGUGGGUCGGGUCGGAUCUUGUAAAUGGAAAAUAAGUUGACGGGUUUGGGUUUGGGUUCAGGCUCCGUUCCCCAAUUCCACGAUCAUGUGUAUGUAAUUGACACUAGGUCAAAACUAAAACGUGAACUACAGGUUUAGAUUUUUUUAUAUUUUAAUUUUGUGAUAUUUAUUUUGUGUAUAAUAAUAAUAAUUAUUAUUUUGUUUGAAA